Molecule: messenger RNA, 1992 nt
Organism: Nematolebias whitei (Rio pearlfish)
Lineage: Eukaryota; Metazoa; Chordata; Actinopteri; Cyprinodontiformes; Rivulidae
Gene: rab1ba
Product: zRAB1B, member RAS oncogene family a
Exons: 6
Coding region: 284-889 (201 amino acids)
Molecular function (GO): GTP binding; GTPase activity
Source: RefSeq, a predicted model, not a curated record
GCACCUGCGCUCAACUUGAAGGUUUAACGAACAGUGAGCGAAGGUAGAGAAAAAAAGGAAGAAAAACAGACCAGAAUAAGUGACGAUGGUAAAGAUAUGUCUUCUUAAAGCGUAAAUAUCUUUAAAGUAAAGGUAGAUUAGAGUGGAAGGAUCAGAGGACCGCGGUCCAGACGGUUAGUUCAUCUGUUUCAGACUCACGGAGCUGCUGUCCAGUCAUCUUUUUCUGCCGUAGUAGGAAGGAAGAGUCCAUUAAGCAACAGAUAAACGCAUCUGCAGCGACACCAUGAAUCCCGAAUAUGACUAUUUGUUCAAGCUGCUUCUUAUUGGAGACUCUGGUGUUGGAAAGUCUUGUCUCCUUCUACGGUUUGCUGAUGACACCUACACAGAGAGCUACAUCAGCACCAUUGGAGUGGAUUUUAAGAUUCGUACCAUUGAGCUGGACGGCAAGACCAUCAAACUGCAGAUUUGGGACACUGCGGGUCAGGAGAGGUUUCGUACCAUCACCUCCAGCUACUACCGUGGAGCCCAUGGCAUCAUAGUCGUGUAUGAUGUGACGGAUCAGGAGUCUUACAACAACGUCAAACAGUGGCUUCAGGAGAUCGACCGUUACGCCAGUGAAAAUGUCAACAAGCUCCUGGUGGGCAACAAGUGUGACCUAACGACAAAGAAAGUUGUGGAUUACACAACAGCCAAGGAGUUUGCUGAUUCUUUGGCCAUCCCCUUCUUGGAGACGAGUGCCAAGAACGCCACCAACGUGGAGCAGGCCUUCAUGACCAUGGCAGCGGAGAUCAAGAAGCGCAUGGGCCCGGGGGCUGCAGCUGGUGGAGACAAGCCCAACAUCAAAAUUGAGAGCACCCCUGUCAGGCAGUCCGGAGGAGGCUGCUGUUAAAGGACCUCCGCCCCUCCAACUGUCGCCUCCAUCAUCUCCAGUGAAACUGACCUUUAACCUCCUGUGUUCUUUCAGCACUUUCUCCUCAUUCCUCCAUCUUGUAACCUGCACCCCCAUUUGGACCCCCUUUUUGUCCUAGCAGGACAUCAGAGAAGGCUGGACAGGCAGAAACAUGGAUUUUAAUGGCGCUGAAACUGAGCUGUAGCUUUUUUAGGGUUAAAUUGUAACACUAGAGGAAGGCACCGUGUCUGAAGGCCGGCGGCGCUGGACAGAAACAGGUCGGUAUCUCACCACGCUCAGCCACUGAUCUGAAGCUUUUUCUUUGCAGUGUCACUGGACGUUGAGGGUUAGUGGCCACAAGAGCAGCGAGGCGUGUGGCCGCACGGUUUUUAAAAAUCAAGACCUGUAGAUUUAGUUUCCAGGUGUUAGAACGCAGCUCUGGGCUUUAAGACGAGUCCACGACAGCUCUGUGACUGACUCCAGGUAAACGUUGUCGCACUAUUUUUGGUACACGUUCAAAACUCGUGCUGUUUUCCAAAGAGUUGCAGCUCAGUGAGAUGCCACCUUAAAGUUCUGCUUUUUGUCCCCAAGACAGAACAUUUUGAAUGCAGAGGAAGAUUAGUGAGUUACAGUGGAGGCAGUGGAAAACGUUGGGCGCGCUCAGUCACAUUGUAACAGACAAACGGGUCCAAAUGUGUUCAGAUCAUUUUCACUGCACACGUUUUUGUCACUUCUUGUUUGUUUUUGUUCUGACCUCAUCAUCCUCACAUCUUCCUCUUCAUUCUCCUCUUACUCCUGUAACUAUUGGCUCGCUCACUCACCCGUUGGACCCUUUUUUUAAUGCUUGAGCAGAACUCGCCGCUGCACUUCCUUGUUGAGGGUCUGGUCAGUUGUACUCGUUUCAUUUCCACCUGCAUUAAAAGAAUUCUAGCCUUAAAUGUCUGCUGACGUCGGAGAACAGCUUCAACGUGCCGCCCACACAGCACAGUCGCUGUGUGCACGUCUCCGUUCUUCGACUGGACUGUGUGUUGCGUUUGGUAGAGAAUGUAAAGAAACGUCUUUUUUAGGGAUGCACGAUAUUGGAUUUUUGCCUGAUAUCCGAU